UGCUUCUAUUUAAUCUAUGAUUUUGCGUAUAUUAAAAUUUUACCUCUUUUAUCUUUUAUUUUUGUUUUAUUUUUAGUUUAUGUGAUUUGAGAUUUAUUAAUCAUCAGAGAGUUGACACUAACUGUGGAUGAUUUAGACUGUGUUUAGAACUGGAUUAUGAAGUUAAAUGUAGUACUUAAGUAGUUGCUCGUUGAGUUAAAUGUAUAGUAUAAUGGCAAAUGUCCUAUUUACCAUAAAAAAAAAUACUAAUAGUAAUUGUGUUGAGAAUUUCUUGAAGAAACUGUUAAUUUGAUGAGAUGAUUGAUGAGACUAAGUCCUGUUUGGUUAAGAAGUCGGGGAGAGUACAAGCGAUAUUAUGCAAAAAAGUAAGUGAAGGAUUGUGUUAUUAGCUCCUGCUAGAUAGAAUGAUCUUCUGGGACCAAACUGCUUGUACUCUAGGUUUAUUGACGUAAUUUCAAUUUACAUAAUGAAAAAUAGAUAACUCCUGAUUUCAAGAAUUCGUGGAGAAAUCCCUGCAUGUAUUCUCAUCAUGUCUUUAGUAGGUAUAAUAGUGCUGGUCGUGUCAGCUGGGGAUUCUAAAUUUUAGUUUUCAAGAAACUCAAUAAGCAAUUUGGUUUCAUGUUACAAUUGUAUUCAGGGAGAUGUUGCUUGGCGAUGGAUCCAUCUGAAGUUUAAAGUUAUAUUAUCUAAAAGUUUAGUUUUUCCAAUGAGGAGUUUUAUAUAUUAUCUUAUUUAUUCCUUGUCAAGUUUAAUUACUUCUACGCCAAUGUUGUGAGGAGGCAAAUAUGUCAAUGUUAAGUUGAUCAAAGACUCCUGGAACGUACAACCUCAAGGGUUAAACAUUAUGCAGUGUGUUAAAAGCGUCUAUAUACCUGUGUUGCUUGGUAGUAUGGACAGAAAAGAAUUAGGGUGCUUUGAAGGGAGGGCUUCGACUGUACCUGAUUAAAAAAGUAAAAAUAAACGAAGAGCUUUGCCUGUAGAUAUGCUAAAAUAUAGAUGCCUAUUUCUGUUAGCUGUCUGGUAUAAGUCAUAUAAUGCAUAUGGAAAAGAGGAUAUGAUAAGACUUUUAUUAGCUCUUUAUCAGCUUGAACCUUUUUCUAAAUGGAACAUCAACUUUUGUACACAUCUGCACUUUUUUAGUGCUGAUCUAACUUUUGCAGUAAUAAUAUUUUUGCUUACGUUCUUCUAAAGGAAGUGUAUAUCUGUCUAUUUGGCUAUCUUGAGAGUGUGCAUAUUUAGGCUGAUCUCUUGGUCAACAGUGGGCAGAUUUAAUUUGAGAUUCAGAAGUAAAGCUACGAGCAGUCUGGCUUAUUUAUGCUCUUUCAUCUGCUGUUUUGUUGGAGUUUCAGUUUCAAUUUUCAGUAAGCUAAACUAGGUGGACUACCUUGAUGAAGAGCAUUCGUUUAAUCUUGAGUACGCCCUGUAAAAUGAGUGGAUCUGACAAACUUACAAUCUAACAAGUAAAAGAAAAAAGGAAAAGAAUUUUGAUUGCAUCUGACGAUGCAGCCUGUCAAAGUGGUUUAGAAUCUGUCCUUUCAGCUAUAUGUGCAGCACAUAUUUUCCAUGAUUUGACGGCUUUUUCUGGCUCCAGAGAAGAACACCUCAUAUUCACAGUUGAUAAUAUCAUCACUCAGAUUGAGGAUUAAUUUUACAUACAUUAAAUGGAAAUCUGGGUAUUGUGGAUGAGAAAGGAGUAGAAGAUGCUUUGAAAGAGAUGGACCUCUUGGCUAUCAACUCAAGUUCUGGUGGUUGAAAUUUUUCUUUGCUGGCAAGCCAAAGAUGUGGUGAAAGGAAUAAAAAGGCGUCUUGGUAGUAAGAAUCCCAAAGUCCAACUUCUCGCUCUGACACUGUUGGAAACAAUUGUGAAGAAUUGUGGGGAUAUUGUCCAUAUGCAUGUUGCUGAGAAAGAUCUCCUUCAUGAGAUGGUGAAAAUUGUAAAAAAGAAGCAACCCGACUUGCAUGUCAAGGAAAAAGUAUUAAUUUUGAUAGACACAUGGCAAGAAGCAUUUGGAGGACCAAGGGCAAGAUACCCACAAUUUUAUGGAGCAUACCAGGAGUUGCUGCGCAUUGGAGCUGUAUUCCCUCAGAGAUCUGAGAGAUCAGCCCCAGUGUUCACACCCCCCCAAACACAUCCACUGGCUUCAUACCCACAGAAUCUACGGAAUCCUGAAUCCGGACAGGAAGCAGCUGAGUCUUCUGCAGAGGCUGAAUAUCCAACCUUGAGCUUGACAGAGAUCCAGAAUGCACGUGGUAUCAUGGAUGUCCUUGCUGAAAUGCUGAGUGCAUUAGAUCCGGAAAACAAAGAGGGACUGAAACAAGAGGUGAUUGUUGAUUUGGUGGAGCAGUGUCGCACCUACAAGCAAAGAGUGGUACACCUUGUAAACUCGACUACGGAUGAAUCACUGCUUUGUCAAGGGCUAGCGCUGAAUGAUGAGUUGCAGCGUGUAUUGGCCAAACAUGAAGCUAUUGCUGCGGGAACUUCUGUUAAAGUGGAAAAACCAAAAUCUGAUUCAGCUCAACCACUUGUAAAUGUUGAUGCUCCUCUUAUUGAUACUGGAGACAACAGACAGUCAGACCAAGGAUCUACUUCAAGUACUAGCUUAGGGACACAGUUGCUUCUUCCAGCUCCUCCAUCAGCUAGCAGUCCAUCAACAACAGCAAAUGUUGGCCCGAAAAUUGAUCUUCUGAGUGGAGAUGACUUUAGCUUGCCUACGGCUGCGGAUGCACUGGCUCUUGUUCCUGUUGGUGGAGGGCCUCAGCCUGCAAGUCCUGUUUCACAGCAAAAUGCCCUUGCUCUUGUUGACAUGUUUUCACCACCUGGCAACUCACAAUCUCCAUAUUCAGUUGGGCAGACGCAUCCUUCAUCCCCUCAAUUUCAACAACAGAGUUUCAGUUCUAUCCAGCCCUCUUUGUACCCAAAUGGAAGUGCCCCUGGAACAACCUAUACACAAGGCUCUAAUGCGGCGUGGAAUGGACAGAUAUCACAGCAACAGCAGUCAUCUUCUCCGGUUUAUGGUGGUCAAAGCAAUAGUUCUUUUCCACCACCUCCAUGGGAAGCUGAGGCAGCUGAGAAUGGCCAAAUGGUAGGGAAUCCUCAUGCUCAACCAAUGCAAAAUAGUCAGUUGUUGCCAGGCAGUCCACAUGCUCUACCAAUGCACAACAAUCAGCUAAUGUCUGGUAGUCCAGAUGCUUUAUCAAUGCAAAAUAAUCAGCUGGUGGCAGCUAACAGCCAGCAAUUAGCUGGUGGUUCAUAUGCCCAUGGUAUGUAUGCACAGCAGAUCACUGGUGGACAUCCCGCCAUGAUGAACCAGACUAUGCAAAGCAAUCAAAUGGUAGGCUUGUCACCUCAACCAAUGCAAGGUGGGCAAUUGAUGGGUAUGUUUCCACAACAAAUGCCAUCUGGGCAGAUGGGUUAUAUGUAUCCUCAGCAAAUGUAUGGCAACCAAAUGGCUGGUUAUGGCUACGGUUAUGCCCAACCACAGAACACUCAAUUUCUUAACCAGAGAAUGUCUGGGCUCUCCGUGAGGGAUGAUGGCGUCCUAAAUAAUUCGUCAUAUCCAGUUUCAGCUCCUUCAUAUGUACCAUCUGGAAAGCCCUCAAAGCCGGAAGACAAACUAUUUGGGGAUCUUGUUGACAUUUCAAAGUUCAAAUCAUCCAAAACUACUCCUGGCAGAGCUGGGAGCAUGUGACAGCGACUGGUUUCUGCACUGUUUUUCCCCCUGAUAUAGUUCUCACUUCUAUUUAGUGAUCAAGCUUCUGUUGUUUGUUCUGAUUUUUUCCUUAACACUUGAUUUUCACAGAUUGGUCCUUUUAGUCCAUAUUCAUUUAAUGGUUCUUCAUGAGAAUUUGUACAUUUCUUGUAGAGAGUAAAACCAAGAUCACAAAGAAAGAAAGUCGACGAACCUCCUUUUUAUCAGCUUGAAUAUGUAUAGAAUGCCUUCAUUUAUGUUUUUUUGUGCAGCUGGUUGCUGUUAUAACUAGUCAUCCAGUUAUUUGUG
Molecule: messenger RNA, 3998 nt
Organism: Nicotiana attenuata
Lineage: Eukaryota; Viridiplantae; Streptophyta; Magnoliopsida; Solanales; Solanaceae
Product: target of Myb protein 1-like
Exons: 10
Coding region: 1890-3689 (599 amino acids)
Biological process (GO): protein transport to vacuole involved in ubiquitin-dependent protein catabolic process via the multivesicular body sorting pathway
Molecular function (GO): ubiquitin binding; phosphatidylinositol binding
Source: RefSeq, a predicted model, not a curated record